Penicillium antarcticum is the source of this 786-nucleotide messenger RNA. RefSeq names its product ESCRT-II subunit protein SNF8. The record is from RefSeq and is a predicted model, not a curated record. Gene Ontology annotation, biological process: protein transport to vacuole involved in ubiquitin-dependent protein catabolic process via the multivesicular body sorting pathway. Bases 1 to 786 code for a protein of 261 amino acids. Gene Ontology annotation, cellular component: ESCRT II complex. Lineage: Eukaryota; Fungi; Ascomycota; Eurotiomycetes; Eurotiales; Aspergillaceae. The transcript is spliced from 2 exons.
AUGUCGCGUCGUGGAGUCGGCCUUGGGGCCUUUACAAACCGCACUCAAACAAGCCAGUCAUACGCUACCCAUGGCGCAAACCUACGCUCUACUCAUACGGCCUCCCUUCAGACCCAGCUCUCGGUCUUCCAGUCCCUGCUACAUACAUUCGCGCUGGAACAUAGUUCAACAAUCAAAUCUGAUCCAACCUUCCGAGCCGAGUUCGCGCGCAUGUGUAAUACCAUCGGAGUUGAUCCUCUUGCUGCAAGCAACAUCAAAGGAAAGAAUGGCCGCCGUGGACUGGGCGAGGGAGGUAGCUUCUGGACCCAGAUACUGGGAGGAGAUAUGAAUGAUUUUUAUUUUGAAGUUGCCACUCGAGUUGUGGACCUGUGCAGGGAGACAAGGAGUGAAAAUGGUGGACUGAUUGGUGUUGAAGAGUGUCGCAAACGAGUGGGGAAGGGCAAGGCGAUCGGAAGCGGGCUUGAGGUUUCUGACGACGAUAUCUUACGUGCAGUCCGGUCUCUCGAGCCCCUAGGCUCUGGGUUCUCCAUUGUCAACGUGGGCAGCAAGCAAUAUAUUCGAUCUGUCCCGAAAGAGCUCAACACGGACCAAGCGACUGUCCUAGAGGCAAUCCAGGUUCUAGGAUUCGUCAGUGUCUCUAUGUUGCGAUUAAACCUCAAGUGGGAAAAAGCUCGAGCGCAAACAGUAAUCGAUGACCUGCUUGCUGAUGGUUUGGUCUGGGUGGAUGCCCAAGGCCCUGAAAAGGAAUACUGGUCACCGCAAAACCUGCUCGAUGAUAGUGGGUGA